AUACAAUGAUCUUAUAAACCAGUAAGUCUGACAGUUGCGAUUUCUCCAUAAAACCGCCGAUUUUCGAUAAACAUGGCAUUCCAAAUUUCCCGUUGUCUAAUACCACUUAUUCAAAAAAAUAAGCAUCAGAUUUUACAAUAUUUCAACCGGUACCAACGGAUAAAAAAUUUCAGCUCGGACUGCGAGAACAGUAAACAGACCGCAAGCUCCUGUAAAACCAAAUCGAACGAUCCCUGUAAGAAGAAAAAUGAAAAUGUAAGCGCGGUACUUUGUUCCCCAAAGGACAUCCGGAUUGAAGCCAGACCGAUGCCGAAAAUCACUUCUAGUCAGGUACUUGUGAAAAUUAUGGCUUGCGGCAUAUGCCACCAGGACCUGACCCUUUACAACGAAGGACAGAUCAGAUCUAAUAUCCUUAAACACCCUAUUGUGAUCGGCCAUGAGGCCUCGGGGGAAGUCAUGGAGGUUGGAUGUUGCAUUACCAAUCUUAAAGUCGGAGAUAAAGUGACUGUAGAACCUCAGAUUCCCUGCAGGUUGUGUCAGUUAUGUAAAAAAGGUAAAUACCAACUUUGUCCACACCUCAAGUUCUGCGGAACUCCACCUUUCGAUGGCAAUACUUGCAGAUAUUUCGCACAUGACGCAGAUUUUUGCCACAAGAUUCCAUGCCACUUAGACCACGAAGUAGGAGCUCUCAUAUCGCCUUUAGCAAUCGGUGUACACGCUUGUAAACGUUGCGAAAUAACCUGCGGAGAUGCUUUGCUUAUACUGGGCUGUGGAACCGUUGGUUUGCUCACCAUGCAGGCUGCCAGAGCCUAUGGUGCCUCACCAGUAGUUAUUUUGGAUACAGACUCGUUUAAGCUUAAAAGAGCGAUGGACUUAGGAGCCGAUUGUGCAAUCAACGUCAAAGAUGUCCCCGAGCAGGAAAUUGUGAAAAAAAUAACCGAGAUAAUCGGACGUCCUCCGAAUAAAACUAUCGACUGUACCGGGCAUGAGAAAACUAUAAGGGUGGGCAUGUUGUCUACUGGUAAAGGUGGAAAAAUGGGGCUAGUUGGGUCAGGAAAACACGACCAAUGUUUGCCAAUAAUGGAAACACUUAUCAAAGAAAUUAAGAUUGUAGGCUCCUUGGCGUACGCAAACGAUUUUGGCACCUCAAUCGGGUUAGUAGCUGAUGGAAAAGUUGAUGUAAAGUCUGUAAUAACGCAUCAUUUUAAAUUGGAGGACGCUUGUGAGGCGUACGCUUUUGCUAAUAAGCAGGAGUGCGGUACUAUUAAGGUUUUAAUUCAUGCCGAUCCUGAAUGGAAACCUACGUUAGAUAAGUGUAAAAAAGGUUGUUAAAUAUUGUAUAUUGUAAAUUUAUUAGAGGUGUAAGGAGAAUAUAUUGUAACUGUCA
Messenger RNA from Anthonomus grandis grandis, 1387 nucleotides. RefSeq names its product sorbitol dehydrogenase-like. Bases 73 to 1332 code for a protein of 419 amino acids. The record is from RefSeq and is a predicted model, not a curated record. The transcript is spliced from 3 exons. NCBI's taxonomy places the organism in Eukaryota, Metazoa, Arthropoda, Insecta, Coleoptera, Curculionidae. Gene Ontology annotation, biological process: D-sorbitol catabolic process. Gene Ontology annotation, molecular function: L-iditol 2-dehydrogenase (NAD+) activity; zinc ion binding.